Molecule: messenger RNA, 4230 nt
Organism: Beta vulgaris subsp. vulgaris (sugar beet)
Lineage: Eukaryota; Viridiplantae; Streptophyta; Magnoliopsida; Caryophyllales; Amaranthaceae
Product: anaphase-promoting complex subunit 5
Exons: 18
Coding region: 1329-3659 (776 amino acids)
Biological process (GO): positive regulation of mitotic metaphase/anaphase transition; protein K11-linked ubiquitination; anaphase-promoting complex-dependent catabolic process
Cellular component (GO): anaphase-promoting complex
Molecular function (GO): protein binding
Source: RefSeq, a predicted model, not a curated record
GCAUCCUGGGGGAUGACUCAAAUACUCUAGAAGACGAUCAAAUUAGUCUGGACCCUAGUAGCAACCUUGGAAUGUUUAUGCGUCGAUGUCUACUCACUUUCAGUGUACUAUCAUUUGAGAUAGCAGCACAACAUUUGAUGAUUUUUUAAAACAACACAAAUGGUUAUGUUGGUUGCAAGCAAUGACAUGAAGUCCAUUGACACUUGCAGAUUUUGUUCAAAAGCUGAUGUCUCCAAAUUUUGAUUUUUAAAUCGUUAAGCUGUUUUCAAUUGAAAAUAGUUCUUUUUUUGACAUUUAUUUAUUUGUUUUUUUGCUUCCACUUGUAUCUCCCUUUCUCUAAUCUUUAGUCCUUCCUCUUCCACGAUGAAGCUAAACCCAUGAACCGCACACUUUACCGUUUCUAUCAACUUCCCUGUUCCCCUCACUGCAACGCCACUAUCAAAACUCAAAAGUGAACACCACCACCACCAUCACCACCAAUUAUUUUUGGAGGAUCAGCGUAGUUUGAGCUUUUGCAAGGAUCUCUUCAAUUGUACCAGACGUGUCAAACCAAAUUUCUUUUCUUCCUAUGAUGAGUAUUUUGUUUGUAAACUACAAGAAAAAUUUAGGUUUUAAUGUCUAAUGAUGAUGUUGAUGAUGGUGAAGAGAGAUGAGACUGAAGUUAAUGUUGGAUUGUUAAUAUGGGCAUAUGUAAAUUGUAAGAUCAUUAUUAGAAGAGUAGAAGAAAAAAGAUAGGAGAACCCAUUAAAGGUUGGAUACUUGGAGGGUUUAUUAGAAGAGAAAGGGAAGAGAGUAUUUAAAGGGAUGGGGAGAAGAUGUGUUAAAAUGAGAUACAAUUCUUGUUCUUAUUUGACAUAUCAGCUUUUGGGAAAUCUUUGGUGACUGAUGAGUUUCGUGUUAUUACUCGGACCCAAUAUAGUAAUAUAUGAUUAAAAUAUGCGUCAAAAGUUAAUUAUUCAUAUUCGAUGUGUGCCUUGCUGAAGAAAAUGUUUUAAUCUACUUUUAUAAUUUAAACUGAUAGGUGCUCUGCACUCCAAAACUGCCCUCUAAUCUGGUGAUUAGACAUUCAAAAACUAACCUUUUGCCUUCUGUUUAAUUUUCCCUGUGUAUCUUCGUGGUUGCUUUUUCAUUGCCUCAUGCAUGCUCUUUGUGCCUUUUGUUGUUAAAAAUCAUAAUGGUUUGAUUAGUUUUUUUUCCCUAUCUUCUAAUGUUAUCCCUCAUUUAGCAAGAUAUCUUUUGUGCGUUAUUAAAGUGACAGCAGGGUUGUGGAACAUGCCUUUGAACAAUGUCUGAUAGUUCAAUUUAAAUGUGCUUUUUUUCUUCUGCUUAUGCAGGGAGUAUGCCAUCUGCUGUCAGAUAUUGAGUCAUACUGCAAAGAAGUACUUUCUGGUUCUCCGUCUUUUGAUUUGACAUGUUUAGAUGGUUGUAAUGAUGAAACUGAGAGAUUAUCAGAAUAUGAGAACAUGGACCUUGAUAAUAUUGCUUGUCAAGAAGUUAUUGAAGAAGCUGAAACAAGUAAAAGAGCUGGUAAAGGAAUUCCUUUUCAUCUACAUGUGCCAGAAGUCCUUGAUGAGCUGGUUGAAGGUGUUGAGGUUUCCGCAGACCUAAAACAUGGUGCUAAAGCCAGAGAAUCAAGCCCCUUUAUGCUUCCUGAUAUUGAUGCAUUGGAUUCACUUGAAGGCAAUGCUGGUAUAUAUUUGCGUUCAAAUUGGCAAGUUCAUGGAUACUUGCUACAGCAAGCUGAUGAGAUCGAAAAGCAUGGAAGUUCAUUUCCUUUGAAUACUCUUGAGUCUGUUCUCAAGCAACUGCAGAAAUUGGCACCUGAACUACAUCGUGUCCAUUUUUUGCGCUACUUGAAUAUGCUGCAUCAUGAUGAUUAUUCUGGUGCUUUGGAGAAUCUCCAUCGUUAUUUUGAUCAUAGUGCAGGGAUGGAGGGUUUUGAUCUUUGCUCAUCUUCCACUGAUGGCAACUGCUUUGGAAAAUAUGAAAUUGCUUUGUUAUGCUGUGGAAUGAUGCAUGUUCAUUUUGGCCAUCCUAAACUAGCUCUAGAAGCUUUAACAGAAGCUGUCCGUGCUUCUCAACAGCACAGCAAUGAUGCAUGCCUAGCUUAUACUUUGACAGUUAUAUGCAACUUGUUGUCUCAAUUUGGUAUAACUAGCGCAUCAAGAAUACUUGGAUCCUCAUACUCACCUAUGACCAGCAUUGGUUCUUCUUUAACCAUCCAUCAACAAUUAUAUGUUCUAUUAAGAAGAGCUCUUGCUAGAUCUGAAGUUCUCAAGCUGACACCAUUAGUGUCUGCAAACCAUCUAGCAAUGGCUAAAUUUGACUUGAUGCAUGUCCAAAGACCUAUGCUAUCAUUUGGUCCCAAAGCAUCUGUUGACCUUAGAACACGCCCAGCUGAUGUUUGUCAGGAGCUGAGGUUGAGCUCCCAUGUGGUCAGUGAAUUCAGUAAUGAAGGCUCUUCAAUGUCUCGUGAUGGUGAUUUUGCUACUGCAUGGCUUAAGAAUCCGCAUAAACCGAUGGGUCCUCUAAUGAUAAACUCAGAAAAUGGUUCAGGAAAUGAUUGUAAUACAUUUGAGUUCUGUGCUCAACAGAGCUCAAUACCUAAGGCUGUGCUGCAACAACUUGGUUCUUCAUUUUUACUCCGCACCACAGCAUGGGAAAUGUAUGGCAGCAACUCGCUUGCCAGGAUAAAUGCCCUAGUUUAUGCCACUUGCUUUGCUGAUGCUUCAAGCUUGGAUAAUCUUGCCUUGGCUUGUGCGAAGCUUGUUCAACAACUCGCUGCUUAUAAGGGCUACAGGGAAGCAUAUGUCGCAUUCAGAAUUGUAGAGGAGAAGUUCCAUGUCAUCUCAAAAUCACGAGUCUCGCUAUUGAAGCUUCAACUUCUCCACGAACAUGCCUUGCAUAGAGGUCAUUUGAAGCUUGCUCAACGAGUUUGUGAUGAGCUUGGUGCUUUGGCUUCCCCUGUGACUGGUGUUGAUGUAGAUCUAAAGACUGAAGCAAGCCUUCGUCGAGCUCAAACAUUGCUAGCUGCAAACCAGUAUAGCCAGGCAGCGCAAAUUGCACAGUCCCUCUUUUGCACAUGCUACAAGUUCCAUUUGCAAGUAGAAAAUGCAACAGUUCUACUAUUGCUUGCUGAAAUCCACAAGAAAUCAAGAAAUGCUACCCUCGGCCUUCCUUAUGCAUUGGCAAGUAUAUUGUUUUGCCAGUCAUUUAACUUGGACCUUCUUAAAGCAUCUGCAACCCUCACACUGGCUGAGUUAUGGCUUUCCUUUGGACCAAGUGAAGCACAAAGAGCUCUGUCUCUCCUUCAUGGAAUCUUCCCAAUGAUCCUUGGCCAUGGGGGGCUCGAGCUCCGUGCACGGGCUCACAUUAUAGAAGCUAAAUGUCAUCUUUCUGAUGCAAAUUAUUCAGUGGGUCAAGCACCAGAGGCUGUACUCAACCCUUUACAAGAAGCCUGUGAGGAGCUUGAACUUCUGGAGUAUCAUGAGCUGGCUGCAGAGGCUUACUAUUUGAUGGCUAUGGUGUAUGACAAAUUGGGCAACCUACACGAGAGGGAGAAAGCUGCAGCCUCCUUCAAGGACCAUAUCAUUAGUUUCAGAAAUCCUCAAGAUUCCGAGGACGACAAAUUAAACACAUUAUGUAGACAAAGCACAUAGAAUACCAUUGCCUUUUCUUUGUUGAAAGUAAGAUUCGGGCUCAACCGGAUUUUCAGUUUAAGCAUAAGGGAAAGUCUUGAAACCCUCUUGGAAGAGUCGCCUAACCUGAAUUAGGAACGGACCUGAUGGUCGGCAAACCUGCUUCUAAUGGAUGGACGAGCCAAAGUAUCGCACACUCGACCUUUUCCUGUGUGAUAAAGCCAAAUACUUGUAUUGCUACCUCCGUUGGUAUAUCACUGUUACAGAAGCAGCAGUUCUUGAACCUCCCCACUUCUUACAAUUAGUGGUUUUGGGUGGUUCUAACUGAAAUAGGAAGCCAAGCGGCUUUUGUAAUUAGCUCCUCGAAGUUUCUCCAUUUUAAUGUAAACACGAUAGAGUAAUACCCAGUAUCCAACUUUUUUUUUUUUUUUAAUAACAGAGUAUCCAACUUACUGCUAGUUUAGAUGAUUUAAUACCCUGAUAUUUAAUGGGAAACUUAGAUAAGCAAGGCCCUGUGUAAUUUUGAAGUUGAUGCAUGUAAUUUUAGAACAAAAUUUUGGAGUGUUUUCUCAUCUAGUAACACUUACUUCUA